Molecule: messenger RNA, 1502 nt
Organism: Tripterygium wilfordii
Lineage: Eukaryota; Viridiplantae; Streptophyta; Magnoliopsida; Celastrales; Celastraceae
Exons: 5
Coding region: 122-685 (187 amino acids)
Biological process (GO): maturation of 5.8S rRNA
Source: RefSeq, a predicted model, not a curated record
UCCGGAAAAUUUCUCCAAUCGCAACGCGUAUGGUGUUUUUCUUGCAAACGGAGACAGAGGGAGAGGUUCAAGUUUCAGAACUGGAGGGAGCUGUUUUUGGAGCUAACCCAAUAAGCAGAUUAUGGCGAAGCGCGAGCUUUCAAACACUUUGAGAAACUUGAAGUUUAUGCAAAGAGCCACUCAGAGAGACGAGAAAACCAAGAAAGAAGAAGACGUUAAACCUGAUGAAAAUUUCUUCUCUACUAGUGCCGUUAAUAAAAGAUGUGUUGUCGUAAUGGAAGGGGAUCCUCGCCCAGGAGCAACUAUGGGGCGUAUGUCGUUUCAAAGUUUCAAUCCUUCUAUUGAUAAACUGUAUGAAGAAACAGGGAACGCUCUCAAGCCUGAAGCCUAUGCCACGUCUUCUGGCAACCAUACUGGAAAGGUUUCUUUCAGAGAAAAUGGGUCCUUAAAUGGAGCUGAAUGCCCGAAUUUUGAUAAAUUAAAUUAUGAGGCUAAUGGAGAUCUCAAAAGAAAACAGUCUGAAGAGGUUUUAGAAAAAGAUCUGCCAAAUAAAUCCCCUAAAACUGUUGAAGGUGGUCAGCAUUCAUCUCCACAUAACAAUAAAGCCUCCUUCAAGCAAUCGAAGAACGAAAAGCUGGAUUGGAGUGUUCUCAGACCAUCGAAGGGUAAAAACAGAAGAGGGUGAAGCGGAAAACGUUGAUUUUCCAUUUCCAUAAUUAUGAGAUUUCUUUCUUGCAUGUUUUCAGGGUCUAAAAACAUUUGCAUCCCCGUUGUUCACAAAAUGAGUAGUCAGCGUUCUUUUACAGUCGUUUUAAGUUAUUGAAGUUGACCCUGUCUCUCUUCAUCAAUCUCUCGCAGUCUAGGUCUGUUUCUCUUACUCUUACAAGGACUCCUAAGUGCGCACACACACGUACACGUCACAUUGCUUGUGCUCACCCACUUUGAGCAUUGAGGUCCACUUCCUACCAGGAAUGACCAUUUUGGUCACAAUUUGGGAGUUUGAAAGUGCCGUCUGUGAACUUAGAUACUUGGAUUUCUUACAUUUCCAAGUAUCACUUCCCUUGCUGGAGUCUUGUGUCAUCAGGUGAUUACUAGUUGUUGUUUAGAUUUGGGAAGAUUGUAUUAGUUAAAUUUUUCCACCUUGUCUGAGCUUACAAUUCUUUGCUAAUCUCUUCCAAAUAGUUGGAAAGACUUGUAUGCUUGUAUAAGGGUAUGAAAAAAGUAAGUGGUAUUCACUCUCAAACGGUACCAUCUUUCUGUUUUUAUCGAUGCAAUUGUGACUUAAUUUUGUUACUUGAAGGAGAAUUUGUGGUGGAAUGUUUUAACCAGUUAUAUUGUUAAGAAAUGCUGUGUAUUCCCCUAAAUCACAUUUCUUUUAGAUUGUCAAUAAGUGUAUCAAACCAUCAAUCAUCAUUGUCGUUGUUGUUGUAAUAGUCGUGAUAACUGAUGAAUAGGGUGUCCUGUAAUAUGAUUUCCAUUUAUAUUACAAAGAUUGAAUAGAA